Molecule: messenger RNA, 234 nt
Organism: Puccinia triticina
Lineage: Eukaryota; Fungi; Basidiomycota; Pucciniomycetes; Pucciniales; Pucciniaceae
Exons: 1
Coding region: 1-234 (77 amino acids)
Source: RefSeq, a predicted model, not a curated record
AUGGCCGGCAAUGGUCAGGAUCCGAUCCAAGUCACUUACCCUCGCCGUCCUGCUGCCAGCAGUAGCAAGCCAAAAGCUCCGCCUCAACCAGCGCUAACCACUCACCAAACCCCAAGACUGCAGACUGACUGCGACAACGACUACUUCCCACUCAGCAGCUGCAGCAACCCCAGCGACACAUUCCUCAACUACUUCCAACCCUCAGCCUACCAGAUGAACGCGAAUAAGCCCUAA